Molecule: messenger RNA, 459 nt
Organism: Phoenix dactylifera (date palm)
Lineage: Eukaryota; Viridiplantae; Streptophyta; Magnoliopsida; Arecales; Arecaceae
Source: RefSeq, a predicted model, not a curated record
AUGGGCUCCGACCGCUUCGAGCUCCGGCGAGAACUAUAUGGAGUUGAUCAGGAAGCACUCGAACACACCAUCUAUUUUGGUUCCGCCAAUCUCACCGUCAACCGCGUCCGCGGACUCUCCAUCCGAGUCUCGGCCCGUGCUCGCGCGGCGGCCGGACCCGACGCUGCUCUGCUGCUUGACUGCGCGGAUGCGCUGGUGGAUGCUGUCGACCAAGCAAGGAAAUCGGCGGCGGAGGUGACGGGUCUCAACGCAAACGGGUCGAAUGUGGCAGCUUGGGCGGGGAACGUGCAGUUGUGCAUGCAUGCAGUGGUGGUCGACGAGGACCGGUGCUCUGACGAUUUCGAUGGGGUCCGCCCUGGCCCUGUGAAGGACGACAUCAGCCGUCGGUUUCGCCAGGUCAAACGAUUCGCUAUGAACGCCUUCUUCCUUGUCAACCAUGCCGUCCCCGCCAUCCCAUAA